This is a messenger RNA of Eutrema salsugineum, 2409 nucleotides long. Its product is annotated as cation/H(+) antiporter 7. Gene Ontology annotation, molecular function: antiporter activity. Gene Ontology annotation, biological process: proton transmembrane transport; regulation of pH. The record is from RefSeq and is a predicted model, not a curated record. Gene Ontology annotation, cellular component: endomembrane system; membrane. Lineage: Eukaryota; Viridiplantae; Streptophyta; Magnoliopsida; Brassicales; Brassicaceae. The coding region runs from base 1 to 2409 and encodes 802 amino acids. The transcript has 4 exons.
AUGAAUACCUACAAUGCGAGUUGGUGGACGAGUCUGGUUUGGCGCGGCUAUGCGCUGAGUGAGGACAGGGAUAUGUUUUGCGAGUCACUUCCGUCUAAGAUCAACUCUUUCGGUGUGUGGGAGAAGAUACUUCACAGAUCAGUAGGGUUAGGUUUUUGGGAAUACCCUCUUCCUAAUCUAGAGCUUAUGAUCUUCUCAGUCUUCCUCUUGUGGCAAUUCUUUGAGAUCUUGUUCAAAAUGUCCAACAUUCCCAUUCCCAAAAUCCCCUCCAUGAUGCUUGGCGGUGUGGCCAUCAACCUAUUUUCUUACACCAGUCCAGGCUCUUUGCUUCAUCAGAUGUUUUUACCAGACGACGGGAGGCCAAAGCUAGCAGAGACCGCAGGUGCAUUUGGGUUUGUCAUGUACUGGUUCCUUAAAGGCGUGACUAUAGACGUUGGGAUUCUUAAAAAAACCGAACCAAGGGCUGCUUUGAUCGGUUUUACGUCAGUGGUCAUACCUCUCCUAUCCGGUUACAUUCUCAUGAGGACUAGGUUACAUUUUGGGGAGUUAGCCAUGCCAGAAUAUCAGUACGAAACUAUCACGGCCUUGCAGUGUGUGUCAACAUUUGCAGGUGUGAAUGGACUCUUAAAAGAUCUCAAGAUCAACCAUUCCGAGUUUGGACGAAUCGUGCAGUCUUGUGCAGCGGUCUCCGACUUAGUAAUCUUUAUAAUAACCUCCGUGAACAUGUUGUUUAAAGGACAACAAGGUUUGAAGCAUGUUAUCGCUAAAAUAUUCAUCGUCGUGGUCUUGUUCUAUAUCGUAUGGCCAGUUAUGUUAUGGAUUAUCAAACAAACACCAGAAGGCAGGCCGGUUAAAGAUGUCUACAUCUAUGCGGUUAUGGCUAUCGCCUAUUUGGUGUACUUGUUUUGGCUUAAAUUCUUUUAUUUUUCACCAUACGGCUGGUUUAUUAUCGGUUUGGCCACCCCGGCUGGUCCUCCACUUGGAUCUGCUCUCAUUCAGAGAUUUGAAUGUUUGAACGUUGGUGUUUUCUUGCCGCUUUUCGCAUCUCUAACCAUGGGACAACUCGAUAUAUCGUGGUUAAUGCGAGAGCUAUCGCAGCUAAAAAACAUGGAGGGGCUUGCUUAUGAAGCCAUCUCCUUGAUCUUGAUAGUUACUGUGGUUAAGUACUUUGUCACAGCAUUAAUAGCUUUUGCUAUGAAAAUUCCUUACCGAGAUUCCAUUGUCUUGGCUUUGGUUAUGUCACACAGAAGCAUCUUCGAGCUCGGCUACCUAGGCUACAUUGUUGAAUUCAAAAUGUUUGACAACAAGAGCUUCACAGUCGCAGCUGCAUCAGUACUUGUCAGCUCUCUAUCAAUACCGAUCGCGAUCGAUUUCAUGUACCAACCACAUCAGACCUUUAGUUGCUACCGAGAUAGGAACUUGCUAACCUUGAAAAACGACUCUAAGCUAAAGACCCUUGUAUGCAUUCACAAGCCUGACCACAUAACCUCCAUGAUCAACUUUGUUGAAGUCUUUCACCCAACACAAGACUCACAACUCGAAUGCAACGUUCUUCACCUAGUGGAGCUAAUGGGUCAAGCCAGUCCUACUUUCAUUUCCCACCAGUUACAAAAGCCGAUGGUCGGAACAAAAUCUUGCUCAAGAAAUGUCAUAGCCGCGUUCAUACAACUCCAUAGACUCUUCACUGAAGAAGUAAUGUCCAUUGACAUCUUUACUUCUGCGAGCUUGGUUGAUCACAUGCACGAGGAUCUUUGUUCGCUUGUCCUAGACAAAAGUUUAGCUCUUGUUGUUCUUCCUUUUCACCGUUCUUGGUCUGUUGACCGAUCAACCGUCCUCACUGACGACAAGGCCGUGCAGAAUCUCAACCGCCAAGUCUUGAAAAGAGCGGCAUGCUCUGUCGGAAUCUUUGUCUACCGUAAACCUCUAUGGGAAUCUCAAAUGGCCGGAUCUUGUUACAAGGUUUGUGCAAUAUUUGUGGGAGGGAAAGACGAUAGAGAAGCCUUAGCAUUCACUAACCGUAUGAGAAGAAACAAGAGGACAAGCGUAACCAUUUUACGCUUCAUUCCUCAACUCAAAACCGGGGAAAACGAGGAGUUGGUGCAGAAGUUCGAUAUGGAGGACAUAAAAGAGAUCAUGAAGAACGAGGAGGAUUCAGAGGACACUGAUCCCGUGACAUGUAUUGACAAAAGUGUCAAAGAAGGUGCUGAGACUUCGACGAUACUAAGAUCAAUAGCAUACGAUUUCGAUAUGUUUAUUGUUGGAAGAAGUAGCGGAAUGAAUAGCGUGGUUACAGAAGGAUUGAAUGAAUGGACAGAGUUUGAUGAGCUUGGAGCCAUUGGAGAUGUUAUAGCAUCAAAGGAGUUUCCUUCAAGAGCAUCCGUCUUGGUCUUGCAACAACAACAAUAUUAG